AACAUGGCGGCCGGUGGAGAUGCUGGCUGCUUUUGUCGGAGUUAAACCGAUCUCUGCAAAGGUCUUAUAGCAGAGGAUCUUUGGUUUUGUGCAUUGCUUUUGGUGGAGGAUUGCGGGGGUCCAUCAUGAUUCACGAGCUGCUGCUGGCUCUCAGCGGAUACCCGGGCAGCAUCUUCACCUGGAACAAGCGCAGCGGCCUGCAGGUAUCUCAGGAUCUGCCUUUCCUUCAUCCAAGUGAGAGCAGUGUCUUAAAUCGAUUGUGCAAGUUAGGCACUGACUACAUCCGCUUUACAGAGUUUGUUGAACAGUAUACCGGCCAUGUUCAGCAGGAGUACAACCCUUCCCCGCAGGGCCAGACUGGGCUGCACGGAAUCUACCUUCGUGCCUUUUGUACCGGACUAGACUCGUUGCUGCAGCCCUACAGGCAAGCGUUGCUUGACUUGGAGCAGGAGUUCUUGGCAGACCCGCACCUCUCCGUCUCUCAUGUCAACUACUCCUUGGAUCAAUUUCAGCUGCUGUUCCCAUCUGUUAUGGUGGUAGUUGAACAGAUCAAGUCUCAAAAGAUUCAUGGUUGCCAACUCCUGGAGACUGUUCACAAACACAGCUGUGGAGGACUUCCGCCAGUCCGCAGUGCAUUGGAGAAGAUCCUGGCAGUGUGUCAUGGUGUGAUGUACAAACAGCUGUCUGCGUGGAUGCUGCAUGGACUCUUAUUAGACAUGUACGAGGAGUUCUUUAUCAAGCAGGGGCCUUCCUCUGGGAAUGUUGGCACUCAGCCCGAGGAGGAAGAGGAGGAGGAUCUGGGAAUCCGAGGCUUGACUGGGAAGCAGCUCAAGGAGCUCCAGGAUCUGCGGUUAAUCGAAGAGGAGAACAUGUUGGCCACCUCCCUGAAGCAGUUUUCACUGCGAGCUGAGAUGCUGCCCUCAUACAUCCCAGUGAGGGUGGCAGAGAAGAUCCUGUUUGUGGGGGAGUCCGUGCAGAUGUUUGAGAAUCAGAACGCGAAUCACACUCGUGCAGGGUCCAUUUUGAAGAACCAGGAAGAUAUCUUUGCGGCAGAGCUUCACACGCUCAAACAGCAACCCCUUUUCAAUCUCGUGGAUUUUGAAAAUCUAAUUGACAGGAUCAGAAGUACGGUGGCUGAGCAUCUGUGGAAAUUGGUGGUUGAAGAGGCAGGACUGCUGGGACAACUUAAGAUAAUCAAAGAUUUCUACCUGCUGGGUCGAGGUGAACUAUUUCAGGCUUUCAUCGACAGUGCACAGCAUUUAUUAAAGACUCCACCAACAGCAGUCACUGAACAUGAUGUUAACGUCGCGUUCCAGAAAUCCGCACACAGAGUCCUGUUGGAUGAUGACAAUCUUCUCCCGCUCCUGCACCUCACUGUUGAGUACCAUGGGAAAAACCCCAAAGAUUCAACACAGAGUCGUGAUGCAUCAUCUUCCCCUCGUGAAGCCCCGACGUCUGGCUGGUCAGCUCUGGGUCUCUCGUACAAAGUGCAGUGGCCUUUGCACAUCUUGUUCAGCCCCGCUGUGCUGGAAAAGUACAACAUUGUGUUCAAGUACCUGCUGAGCGUGCGGAGGGUGCAGGCGGAGCUGCAGCACUGCUGGGCCGUGCAGAUGCAGCGCAAGCGCCUCAAAUACAACGAGACGGACGUGAUCAAGUGGAGAGUGAGGAACCACAUGGCCUUCCUUGUGGACAACCUGCAGUACUACCUACAGGUGGAUGUCCUCGAGUCUCAGUUUUCUCAGCUCCUCCAGCGGAUAAACUCCAUCCGGGACUUUGAAAGCAUACGACUGGCUCACGAUCACUUCCUGAGUAACCUGCUGGCCCAGUCGUUCAUCCUGCUCAAACCGGUGUUCCACUGCCUGAACGAGAUCCUGGAAUUAUGCCACAACUUCUGCUCCCUGGUUAGUCAGAAUCCUGGUCCCAUGGAUGACCGAGGAGCUCCACAAUUAGACGUCCUUGUGACGGGUUUCAGUCGCCAGUCGUCCCUCCUCUUCAAGAUCCUGUCGAGCGUUCGCAACCACCAGAUUAACUCCGACCUGGCCCAGCUGCUGCUGAGAUUGGACUACAACAAGUACUACACACAGUCAGGAGGCACGCUCGGAAGUUUUGGCAUCUGACCAGAGCCUCUGGAGGUGUUGGCUCAUCGCCUUCACCGGUCUGCAGUGCAGCUGACAGGUCUACGGUGUAAGGGACCUUGCCGGCCACACCUGAGCCACCUGCACAUAUCUCUGGGGAAGCUGCUGCUCCAAGCUUCACCGGAGGGCACGGCUUCACAUCGCAGUCUCUGCUCCUCUAGACACACACCCGGGACUGAGUCUCCUGACACGGUGCUGCUCCCACCGACACACUCGAUGAACCCAGGACUGGAGUCAGUGUUGGAAGGAACUGCAGACGCUGGUUUACACCGAAGAUAGACACAAAAAGCUGGAAGAUCUCAGUGGGACAUCCCUGGAGAAAAGGAAGGGGUGACGUUUCGGGACGAGACCUUUCUUCGAUCUCAUCCCUUCUCUCCAGAGAUGCUGCCUGCCCCGCUGAGUUACUCCAGCUUUUUGUGUCUUAGUUUUCCCUGCCAUUUUACAAACACUCACCGCACAGUUCUGCGCCUGUGUGACCUGCUGUUGCUGAUUCUGAGCAAUCUCUGUUCCCUUUCCUCUUGGACUGCUGUCAUCUCAUCACUCGACCUCAAAGGAGGAGCCUGGCCAGGUGAGAUGGGAAUGGACUGACCCCAGGAGAUGGGAAUGGACUGACCCAGGUGAGAUGAACAAACUGAGAUGAUGAGAACAAAUAGAUCGACUCUUCCCAGAGUUUCAGCCUCCUUUUCCCAUUGUGAUUGGUCUGUCAAAGACCCUUAGAAAAACCCUCCUUGUGAAAUCACCAGGCACCUUUCCCAAACUUGGUUUGAUUAAUUGGGAAUGUGUUCCGUCUUGUUCCCGUCAUAGAUGUGUGGGAUUUGGAAAGGACAUGGUCUUAAAUUGAACUCAUUGAUGUCAAUGGUUUGUGCUGCUUCAAAUGCGAUCUGUUGCAAGUUCUGAAGGUGUCCACUCACCCGCCCUGGGUGCUGAAUGGAGUCCCCUCUAUCCAGCCGACCUCCCCACUGUGAUUAAUUGUCCAGAGCACGAUGUUAUACUGAUUUGGGAAUCGCAUGCAACAGUUGAAGAGCCUCUCAAUGCUCCUGGGUCUUAAGGAACAGGGCUUUGGGUCCAAGCCACAUAGUGGAAGGAGCGUUGUUCCUUUCACUGGCACCGCUAUAAAUGGCCAAGUGUGCUAGGUGUGAAAAAGUGAUUUAAUACCAGACCUCUCUGCACCCGAGUUCACACGCUAUGUUUCCUGACAACUCCAGAGACCGGGAUCGAUCCUGACUACAGGGGCUGUCUAUGCAGAGUUUGUACGUUCUCCCUGUGACUGCGUGGGCUUUCUCCCAUAUGUGCUCCAGUUUCCUCCCACACUCCAAAGACGUACGGGUUGGUAGGUUAACUGCCUUUGGUUGAAAUUGAAGAAUGUCCCUAGUGUUAGUGUACAGGGUGAUCGCUGGUUGGCAUGGACUCUGGGCUGAAGGGCCCGUUUCCACGCUGUAUCUAAAGUCUAAAGUUCAGAGAAGCCCCUGACUUGAUGAGAUUCCUAGAGCACACACAAACAGCCAACAGUCAUUAUUCCAUUGUGUAGGAAGGAACUGUAGAUGCUGGUUUACACCGAAGAUGGACACAAAAUGCUGGAGUAACUCAGCAGGACAGACAACAUCUCUGGAGAGAAGGAAUCGGUGACGUUUCGGGUCGAGACCCUUCUGCGGACUUUUCAUCGUCACCUCCAGAGAUCCUGCCUGUCCCGCUGAGUUACUUCAUCAUUUUGUGUCUCUCUUCACCGUUAUUCCAUAUGCUGGUUCCUCUUAUCACCCAACCCAGUGUUAAAUCCAUUGUGCCUACCGAUGAAAGCGAAGCUAUUGAUUUUCUGUGUACGCUCAUCCCAUUUUAGAAGCAGAGCUAAAUAAAAUGAAACUCGUGCUGCUGUGAGAACCUUGUAUUAAACCAGCUAGUACACAGAAAAA
Amblyraja radiata (thorny skate) is the source of this 4042-nucleotide messenger RNA. It is a transcript of the gene tubgcp4, whose product is annotated as tubulin gamma complex component 4. Gene Ontology annotation, biological process: mitotic cell cycle; cytoplasmic microtubule organization; meiotic cell cycle. The transcript has 18 exons. Gene Ontology annotation, cellular component: microtubule organizing center; gamma-tubulin complex; spindle pole. The coding region runs from base 126 to 2117 and encodes 663 amino acids. The record is from RefSeq and is a predicted model, not a curated record. Lineage: Eukaryota; Metazoa; Chordata; Chondrichthyes; Rajiformes; Rajidae. Gene Ontology annotation, molecular function: microtubule minus-end binding; gamma-tubulin binding.